UCAUCUGUAUUUUAAAGCAGCGUUUUCAAAUUCAAAUUAAGACUUUCAAUGUAAAAUCCUUAUAAAAAUCCGUGUACGUCAUAAAAUCAGAGCUAAAUAUGAGUUUAUACAAACUGAUCACGGUUAGUUUUGGACCUUGAACAACUGACUUACUAAACCAAUUGCUAAUAAUAACAAGGCCAAACAAUAAUUUGUCCUAAAAAUAUUUUCAUCUUAAAAUCUUGAAUAUUGGCAAGCAGUGUACUACCUUUAACAGUUUAAAGUAUAAAUAUUUUCAUUUCUGAUUAUUUACCUUAGACACUUGACACAAACAUUUAAUAACUUCAACAAAAAUAAAACAAGACCCAAUCCUACAUAGGAUUAAAGAAAGGAUAUUUAAGUCAACUUGGAAGUAAAGGAUAGACAGAUAUAGGAAAUACACGUGUAUUCUCAUAACAAUGUUUUUGACAGAGGAUAGCAGAAUUUUUUUUUUCUUCUAAAUUCUUCUUUUUACAGUUGAGACGCUACAGAACAUUGUCGUUCAAAGGAAUGAAUUAUAUCAAUUUGAAAAAUUCAAAGGACAAGUAUUUAUGAUGGAAAUUUGACACCAUUUUAUUUGUGAAAGAAGACAUAUCAGACGUGUGUGAAAAACAUUAAAACAAACAGCAACAAACUUUGAAGAAAUCUAGCAUAGUGUCACAUAUUGACAUUCAAGAAGUGCGAAAAUCAUGUCAGAUGAAGAGAACAUUGAAAAAGAAGCGAAAUAUCACGGAAAAUUCCGUCGGCAUUCAACAGCCGUGUUUUCAGGGAAAAUGAAUGGACUAAACGGGGUUCACCGAAGGCCGCUAGAGUUGUACUUAAUCAGGAUUAACCCGGCCUGUCGGAUUGUCUGGUUUUACUUAUUACAGCAUAAUAUUCCCCACAUAUUAAUAGACGUGGAUUUCUCAAAAGGGGAAUCUAACUUACCAGAAUCACUACGCAAACAUCCACACAGAGAAGUGCCUGUACUUAUAGAUGGAGAAUUCGUCAUUUUUGAAGCGCCUGCUAUCUUGACAUACCUGGCAACAAAUUACACAGAUUAUGGUGGAUAUGGUUUAACCUUGCAGAACCGACUGCUCACAGAGUCUCUCCUCAGCUGGGCAAACGCAGAACUACACAGAGCUGUUGGCCACAACUACAUCUACCCACAAUUCCUGGAACAGUACGCACUUCCGUCGGAAACGGCUAAUGAAGCUCUUGUAGAAUAUGGACUAAAAUUACUGAGUCGUCAACUGGAAAUUCUUGAGAAAAAGUAUCUAGAAAAAUCACAGUUUCUUACAGGCAAUAGAAUCACAGUGGCCGAUUCAUUUGUUGCGACUAUUUUAUUACAAGCAGAAUGGUCCGGCACGAAAUUCACGAUGUGGCCUCGUGUUGAAAAGUGGUUAUCACGUGUUAAAAAUCAAGUGCACUGGGACACAGUUCAUCUGUCACAUACGAUGUAUUUAAAAGAGUUGGAGCGAUGUGCACUCUUUGAUUAAAAUGAAACAUACUGCAGUUUCUUCUCAUAAUUAAAUGGUUACUAAUAUGUAACUGUUUUCCAUAACAGAUAUGUGAAAAGUCCAAAAAUCUUUAAUCCUACAUCUGUGCCUCAUUUUUCGGACUCUUUAUGUUAUUUAUGCGUAUUUGAGAAAUGCCAAAAAAUUUCGGAUAAGUGACAUGAUCGCAGAUACAGAAAACUGUCAUUCAUGUGACUUAACCAUUUCAUUGAUGGUUUAUAUGUUCCAAUCUUGCCUUCAAAGAUCAGUUCGAUUGUUUGUUCAGUGUCUUAUUUGUUUGAUCUUUGCCUGUAUCACUUUUUAUGACGAUGUGCUUUAAAGACGACUCGGUGAAUCUCCGUUUGAUAUACUAUUAUUCAUGACUGCACAAAACCAAAUGCCACAUGUCAUAUGACCGCCUGUUACCAUAUUCAGCAUUUUUGCUAUAUAAUUAAUAGUUAACCAUUUCAGUUAGUGUAAAAUUACUUGAAUAUUUCUAAAUUGUUACAAAAGAUAAGUUUAAACUUUAUACGUUUUCCGGUAUAAUGAAAUAAACACCACGUGCCGGUGAGAAUAAAAUGACUAUUAUCAACCCUCGAAACGGGAUAUCACUCUCUCCGCCGCCUCGAGUUGAUAUUCUCUCCACCGCCUUGGGUGAUAUUUCCUGGACAUCACACUCUCCACCGCCUCGGGCGAUAUUCUCUCCACCGCCUCGGGUGAUAUUCCCUGGAUAUCACUCUCUCCACCGCCUCGGGUGAUAGUCCGUUUCUGGGGUUGACAAUACUUAUAUCAGUCUCACUAGAAUCUGAUAUUUAUAUAUUAUACUGUAUUUUGAAAGGAUUAAUCUAUCAAAUGUAUAGCCUAAGUCUGUUAUUUAUUUGUAAAUGUAUACAUGUAAUAACAUUAUAUAGUAAAUAAUGAAAUGAUUUUUAUGCAUAUUGUAUUCAUAUUUUUGUUUAUACUUAAACAACAACAAAAAUCUCUAGAACUGUAUAAAUUAAAGGGUUAUUCAAUA
Mercenaria mercenaria is the source of this 2508-nucleotide messenger RNA. RefSeq names its product glutathione S-transferase theta-3-like. The transcript is spliced from 5 exons. The coding region runs from base 708 to 1496 and encodes 262 amino acids. Gene Ontology annotation, molecular function: glutathione transferase activity. The record is from RefSeq and is a predicted model, not a curated record. Lineage: Eukaryota; Metazoa; Mollusca; Bivalvia; Venerida; Veneridae. Gene Ontology annotation, biological process: glutathione metabolic process. Gene Ontology annotation, cellular component: cytoplasm.